AUGACUGUGAGCAAUGCCCUGAAGGAACUUACUAUGACGGAAGCAAAUGCUCUAGCUGUUCUACUAACUGUAAAGCCUGCGAUAAUUUUACUGGGAAAUGCAAUACUUGCGUUGGCGGAGAUAGAAUGGAAUUUCAUCCUACGGAUGACAAAGCUUGCAGAUGCAAAGGAACUCAAAUUCUUAGCGGGCUGACUUGCUCUUGCAGCUCAGGGUCUUAUUUUGAUAACCUCACUUGCUCUCCAUGCUCUGACUUAUGCAGUGUCUGCACAGAUUUGACAGGAGAGUGCACAAAAUGCAAAGAUUUAUCUUUAA
Messenger RNA from Blepharisma stoltei, 312 nucleotides. The record is from the annotation of a GenBank genome assembly. NCBI's taxonomy places the organism in Eukaryota, Ciliophora, Heterotrichea, Heterotrichida, Blepharismidae.